AGCCUGGGAGCUAGGGCAUACUGCAAUGUCGCGGUCUGCGUGCGCUUGUGGCCGUCCAGCCGUCCACUGUCCUAGUCCCGUGACACGGCCGGCUGAGUCAUCCGCACACUGAUUUUCGUAACUUCUUCCAACAUCAUCAUACCGAUCCGCGAGCUCUGCAGACGACCAUCCUACGCCCCAUCGCGCUGCUUGCACCAAGUAUCCUACUGCGACAUACGCAGUCGGAUUCUCCACUCUCGCCUGCCCAGCAUGGCCCCCCCGCCGCAUAGCAAGCCUGAGAAUACUCUCAAGCGCGCCCAAGAACUCAUCGGAGUGAAACAGCCACAAGCCGCCCUGCAGCUCCUCCACGAGCAUGUCGUCUCCAAGCGCACGCGGAACAGCCCUAUCGCCUCGCUGGAGCCGGUGAUGAUACUCUUUGUCGAAUUGUGCGUUGACUUGAGAAAGGGCAAACUCGCCAAAGACGGCCUGUACCAGUACAAGAACACUGCCCAGAACACAAAUGUCGGGACGAUCGAGCUUGUCUUCAAGAAGUUCAUCGAACUGGCCGAGCAGAAGGUCACCGAGGCACAGGCCAAGGCUGACGAGGUGCAAUCUACCCUCGAGACUACAACCACUGCUCAGAAUAUCGACGAUCUUGAGGCUUCUGAGACUCCCGAGUCUAUCCUCCUAUCCACCGUCUCCGGCGAGCAGUCGCGCGACCGCACAGAUCGGGCUAUUGUUACCCCAUGGCUGAAGUUCCUGUGGGAGACGUACCGCACUGUCCUGGACAUCUUCAAGAACAACGCUCGUUUGGAGAUCAUGUACCAGUCAACGGCACACCAGGCGUUCCAGUUCUGCUCCAAGUAUGCGCGAAAGACCGAAUUCCGCCGUCUCUGCGAGCUCCUGCGGAACCAUCUUCAAAACGCAGCCAAGUUCUCCUCUCAGAUGCACGCCAUCAACCUCUCCGACCCGGAUACGUUGCAGCGGCAUCUUGAUACCCGCUUCCAGCAGCUGAAUGUUGCAGUCGAGCUCGAGUUGUGGCAGGAGGCCUUCAGGAGCGUCGAGGACAUCCAUACUCUUCUGAGCUUGAGCAAGCGUCCGGCGAAGAAUAUAAUGAUGGCCAACUAUUUCGAAAAGCUCACGCGCAUCUUCCUGGUCAGCGAAAACUACCUCUUCCACGCUGCGGCCUGGAGCCGGUACUACAACCUCCUGCGCCAGUCUGCCGCUGCUGUCGCUUCUGGACAAAGCCUGAAGAAGGACAAUCCCGCCGUCACCGAGGCAGACAUGACUAAGGCUGCCUCCUUCGUCCUUCUUUCAGCUCUCUCUAUUCCUGUCAUUAGCACGUCUCGCUCGCGGGGUGCUCUUGUCGAUGUCGACCAGGCCAGGAACAACAAGAACUCGCGUCUGACCAACCUGCUUGGCAUGUCCCAAGCUCCCACGCGUGCAAUUCUGUUUAAAGACGCUCUGAGCAAAGGACUUCUAAAGCGAGCCCGCCCCGAGAUCCGCGACUUGUACGACAUCCUCGAGGUCGAUUUCCACCCGCUCUCCAUCUGCAAAAAAAUCUCACCAAUCUUGGCUAAGAUUGGCGCUGACGAGGAAAUGAAGAAGUAUGUGGGGCCGCUCCAGCAGGUUAUCCUCACUCGCCUAUUCCAACAGCUGUCUCAAGUGUACGACUCGGUUGAGAUCCGGUUUGUCCUUGACCUUGCUCAGUUCCCCGAUCCUUUCCAAGUCAGUAGUGGAACUAUUGAGAAGUUCAUCAUGAAUGGAUGCAAGAAGGGCGAUCUAUCUAUCCGAGUCGACCACGCUACUGGUGUCCUCACCUUCGAUUCAGAUGUUUUCUCCUCUGCCAAGGCCAUGCACCCAGGUUCUGGUGCUGGGUCAGCCGAGACGGAAGUUCGCUCUGUCCAACGGCUUCAGAGUACUCCCGCGGAAAUUGUCCGGUCUCAGCUUACCCGUCUUGCUAAGUCACUGUUCGUCACCUGCCAAUACGUUGAUCCCUUAUUCAACGAAGAGCGACAGAAGGCAAAAGCGGCUGCGCUACUUCGAACGAAGGAGGGCGCUGAGCAAGAGCACCUUGAAACUCUCGCUCGUCGUGACAUCAUCACGCGCAAGAAGGAGGCGGCCUCAACUGCCCUAGCUCAGAAAGAGAAGGAGGAGGCUACCCGGAAAAGGAUUCGCGCUCAGCAGGCUCAGGAAGCCGAGACCCAACGUCUAGCUGAGGAGCAGCGUGCCCGAACCCAACAGCGCAUUCAAGCAGAACAAGCGCGUGUGCAGCGUGAGGAAAUCGAGAAGCAGCUCAAAGAACUCAAGCAAGGCACUAAGGUUGACAUUGAUAUUCCCGAAGAUAUCACUGAGUUGGAUUCUACUCGUAUUCGCGCCCUCAAGCUUGCAGCUCUCGAGAAAGAAAAGGACCAACUUGCGGAGCAGCUCCGCAUCACAGGCAAGAGGAUCGAUCACUUAGAGCGAGCUUAUCGAAAAGAAGAAGUCAAGCAUUUGAAGCAAGACUACGAGAGGCAAAUGAUAGACGAUGUGGCUGCAUAUGAUAAAUCUAAGGCUGAGGAGCUGAAGGAAGCCGAGCAAAAGCAUAAGGAAGAUGUUGCUUUGAAGCAUCGUCUCUCCAGACUAGUGCCAAGCUACCAGAAAUUCGUCACGGAUGUGAAACAGCAACGCAAAGCUGAGUUUGAGAAGCGAAGCAGGCAAGCACAAAAGGAACUGGAAAGCAAGAAAUCGGCUCGCGUUAGAGAGAUCAAGGAGAAGAGGGCUCUCGAGAGGCGUGAACGUGAAGAAGAAGAGCGCCGUCAGAAGGAAGAAGAGGAGAGGCUGAGGGCAGAGGCUGAGGCUAAAGCCAAGGCAGAGGAAGAGAGACGCCAGAGGUUCGCUGAGGAAAAGGCUGCGAAGGAUUUAGAGCGACGAAAACUCGACGAAAUCGCUGCUAAACAACAUCAGCGAGAGGAGGAAGCGAUUGCCAGGCGCCUGGCACAGAAAACCGCCCCUCCUCCAGAGCGUCCGAUCUCUCGCGAUCACACCUCCGAACAAGCCCCUUCCGUUGGUUCUGUUGCGCCUACCCGACUCAAUCUUCCUGGCAACAAGCCAUCCUGGCGUGAUCGGGAAGCAGCGAGAUCCUCUUCUCAAACCCCCAGUGCCACUGAGGCUGAGUCUGUCCCAGCACCGAGGAGGACCGGGUAUAUCCCGCCUGCACUACGUCGCAACGCAGAAGGAAGUCCAGCCCCAUCGGCAUCCGGAUGGCGGGAGCGCGAGGGAAGCGGGCGUGGUCGUGAAGGUCGCAAUGAAUCUCCUGCCACUGGCGCUGGUCGCUAUGAGCGUCCUAGCGCUCGUAGCAGUGUACGCGACAUUGGUGAUAAGGUCAGAACACAGUCCCCAGCCACAGGAGGAGGGUAUGUACCUCCGGCACGUCGAGGCAUGCAAGAUGGUGCUCGUGGACGGGAAAGCGAGAGGGAGGAGAGAGAGCCGAGAGAGCCACUUCCUGCAACUCAGGUCCCUAGUGAUGGGAAAUACAGACCGGGUGCCUUUAGGAGCAGACGUGAAGGCUAAUUGACUAGAACAGUCAAAACAUUAACUGAAAAAAGGGGGGUUAAGGUUGAUGCUGUGUUGAACAGUUUUGGUACAGCAAGGUGUCGUCGACUCGGUAAAUACGGAAGUUUCCUAGAGAAGUUUCCUACAGGAGUUGGUCUGAGUGCUUUCUCUUAUCUAGCUGGAUUCAUGAAUCCGUUGUGUUUGUAGUUCCUCCUAAUUUUCAAAUUGCACGUCCAAUGUGCCUGCCACAGUGUGUGUUCUCUUCGGAGUAGCCACAAAAAUUCAAAGU
Messenger RNA from Lindgomyces ingoldianus, 3802 nucleotides. RefSeq lists its product as uncharacterized. Gene Ontology annotation, cellular component: multi-eIF complex; eukaryotic translation initiation factor 3 complex, eIF3e; eukaryotic translation initiation factor 3 complex, eIF3m. Gene Ontology annotation, molecular function: mRNA binding; translation initiation factor activity. Bases 250 to 3531 code for a protein of 1093 amino acids. Gene Ontology annotation, biological process: translation reinitiation; formation of cytoplasmic translation initiation complex. The record is from RefSeq and is a predicted model, not a curated record. Lineage: Eukaryota; Fungi; Ascomycota; Dothideomycetes; Pleosporales; Lindgomycetaceae. The transcript has 4 exons.